Molecule: messenger RNA, 1806 nt
Organism: Anolis carolinensis (green anole)
Lineage: Eukaryota; Metazoa; Chordata; Lepidosauria; Squamata; Anolidae
Product: procathepsin L
Exons: 8
Coding region: 386-1405 (339 amino acids)
Biological process (GO): positive regulation of peptidase activity; immune response; positive regulation of apoptotic signaling pathway
Cellular component (GO): lysosome
Molecular function (GO): cysteine-type endopeptidase activator activity involved in apoptotic process; cysteine-type endopeptidase activity
Source: RefSeq, a predicted model, not a curated record
UCCCCCUCCCUCUCUUCCUGACCGAUUUGUUUUCGUCUCCUUUCCUUUGGCCGGCCUCACGCAAUCCGGCGUCCUUGGCCCAGGCAGGCCCCUCUGCUCCCAAUCAACAAAACAGGCCCCUCCGCCCCGCAUCACGGGAUCUCCACCCGGCAACUUUGGCAGGAUUACCCACUCGGCCCCGCCCACGGCUCCUUUCCGGCCAAUCAGGGCGCGCGCCGGCGGGAGCGGGGCGGGGCAAUCAACUCGGGCCCGGAGAGGUUUAAGAGCGAAGCCCCUGGCCCGAAAGCAGACACAGAAACGAAGCCUUCUAUUUACCCACCAGGUGCAUCCUAAAGGCAGCACCUCGUCUUGGAAGCUAAGCAACGCCGGCUUGGCAGGUUUCACAAUGAAGGUCUAUCUAUGUGCAUUGGCCCUCUUUUUGGAGGCAUGCUUUGCUGCUCCCAGCCUAGAUUCUGCCCUGGAUGAUCACUGGCAGGCAUGGAAGACGUGGCAUAGCAAGAAGUACCACCAGCAAGAGGAAGGCUGGAGGAGGAUGAUCUGGGAGAAGAAUCUGAAGAUGAUUCAGUUGCACAAUCUGGACCACAGCCUGGGCAAGCAUAGCUACAGACUGGGGAUGAAUCACUUUGGAGACAUGACGAAUGAAGAGUUCAGGCAAGUGAUGAAUGGCUAUAAACACUCCAAAACAGAGAAAAAAUAUAGAGGAUCUGAAUUUCUUGAACCAAACUUUUUGGUGGUUCCAAAGUCUGUUGACUGGAGGGAAAAAGGAUACGUUACUCCCAUAAAAGAUCAGGGUCAGUGUGGAUCUUGCUGGGCAUUCAGUACAACUGGAUCCCUUGAAGGACAACACUUCCGCAAAACCGGCAAGCUGGUCUCCUUAAGUGAACAAAACCUUGUGGAUUGCUCUCGGCCUGAAGGAAACCAGGGCUGCAAUGGGGGUCUUAUGGACCAGGCUUUCGAGUAUAUAGCAGACAAUGGUGGCAUUGAUUCUGAGGAGUCCUACCCAUACAUUGCCAAGGAUGAUGAAGAUUGCCUUUACAAGUCUGAAUUCAAUGCUGCUAAUGACACUGGGUUUGUGGAUGUGCCAGAAGGACACGAACGGGCCCUGAUGAAGGCAGUGGCUGCAGUCGGGCCAGUUUCUGUCGCUAUUGACGCAAGUCACUCCACUUUCCAGUUCUAUGAAUCAGGAAUUUACUAUGACCCAGAUUGCAGCAGCGAAGAAUUGGACCACGGUGUUCUUGUUGUUGGUUAUGGCUUUGAGGGAACAGAUGACGAUAACAAGAAGAAGUACUGGAUUGUCAAAAACAGCUGGAGUGAUAAGUGGGGAGACAAAGGUUAUAUCCUCAUGGCUAAAGACAGGAACAACCACUGUGGUAUAGCUACAGCUGCCAGUUAUCCUCUAGUAUAACUCCUCUAAAGAAAUAUAUUGCUGUUACAGCCAUCUUCAACCUGAGAAGAUGAACACUGGAAUAAGCUCUCCAGAUUGUUGGUCUCUAGACACUUUUUGAGGCCACCAAAAGUAUUGCAGCACCAGAAAGGACUUUAAACUGACAUGCACCUGUUUCUUCCAAGAUUUCGAGUUGUGGUUUUUUUAUUUACCUUGAGCCUCUGUGAUGUUUACUUGAUGGCAGUAUGUGCCCUCUUUUUUAAACUUGAUGUAAAUGUUGCUUAUGUACACAAGCUUGUAAUAUUGAUAGCUAGCAUUCUGGCUAAAUCAUAGUUUCUUUUUUUAAUGUUGAUUUUUUUUUUUAAACAAUGGCUUUCAGAAGAAUUAGAGCUUUUCAAAUAAACACUGAACAUUUCAACAUA